Messenger RNA from Dimorphilus gyrociliatus, 1670 nucleotides. NCBI's taxonomy places the organism in Eukaryota, Metazoa, Annelida, Polychaeta, Dinophilidae. The record is from the annotation of a GenBank genome assembly.
AUGAGCCAAACGAACUCGAUCAAUCGCGGAGUACGCCAAAUCGGUUGACUAUAAACAGUUUGUGUUAUUUAAUCAUCGGCUUUAUAGACAAAAACAGGGAAGUACCUAAGGAUUAUGAUGAUUGUUCGGAAUUUAUCAAAGGUUUAUGAGUAAAAAGGUACAUUAUGGCGUCCGAGCAUAAACGAACAUUUUUGUCAAAAUUACGAAAACGUUUUAAAAAUCAUUGGAAAGCGGACGAUAAUGUGACAAAUAAAAGGACAGUUAAAAUACAAACAAAUCUACCCGAGAGGGUAGUCAGUACGUGUGUAAGCAGUCCAUUUAAAACUGUAGAUUGUGAUCAGCGAAAUCAUAAAACUUGUUAUUGCCGAGAAAAUUAUCGCACCUUUCCUACGUUGAGAAGUCAAACAGUUGACGCUGGAAGGAAUUGGAAGUCAAUGAAUUCGGGUAGAGCCCCAUUGGCUAAACAAGAAGAUCUUGAAGAGUACGAGAGACCUUUAUCAUGUGUAACAACUGUUUUUAACAUCGAAGAUCCUGGUUACUCAACACUCGACGAAUUGGAGCAGAAAAAAAGUGAAAAAACGACGAAUGAUAAUACAGAUGAUAGUGGUUUGGAGAGUGAUGGCUUAUCACCGCACGGUUCUAAGGAAUCUCCAUUUACCUCAGACCGUGUGUGUUAUGCAGAAGUUCCUAUUAAAAGAAAGGACAGUGCAAAAAAUAGAGAUAUACCUCCACCUAUUCCUCCGAGAAAUUAUACGGAAGACGACAGGCGAUAUGCUCUAUCUCGACGAGAGGAAAAAACACAUAUGUCAAUGAAAGAAGUUUUCGAAGAAGCAAAAUUGCUUGGUAUAAAGUUAAAGGCUGCUAAGAAUUUGGACGGUCAUCACGUAGAACCACCGCCGAGAACGUCCUCAUUAAAUCGAAAUUUUAACUCUCAAAACUCAAAGGAAGAAGCUAAAAAUAAAUCUAGUAAAUGUCGUUGUCAUUCAAAGGCAAAAUGCGAUAGCUAUACAAGUCCUAAUAUGCACGGAAGACGCUUACCAACAGUUCCGGUUAAAACAAAACCUACAGAAACAAGGCCGUCAGCCACUAAAGUUCAACCGGAGGCCAAAACGGGUAUGCAAUUAUUUAUGGAAAGUAUGGCAAAAUUAAGAGAAAUGGGCUACUACUGGGGCCCGUUGUCUGCUCAGGAAGCCGAAUGCAAGCUCUCAGAUUUAUCUGACGGUUGUUUCUUAGUUCGAGAUAGCAGUGACGAACGGCAUCUUUUAUCCAUAUCUUUCCGAUCGAAAGGCGCUACGCACCACACAAGAAUCGAACACAGUGGGGGCUUAUUUCAUUUUAAAGCACAGCCGAAAUCUAUGUCAGCGGCAACUAUUGUAGAAUUUAUUGAAAAUGCUAUGGAAUUUUCUCGAAAUGAGCGCUUUCACUUUUUUGUUCGGGGACAAUCGACACGCCUUCAGCGAAAUGAUGACGACGAAGAAGAAAAUCCAGUUCCUCCUGUUCUUGUUAAAUUAUUGAUACCCGUGUCACGAUUCUUUGUUGUUCAAAGUCUCAAGCAUCUGACGCGGAUGAAAAUUAGCGAUUUGGUGCGAAAAGACCGCAUCGAUCUACUUCCUCUUCCAUUUGUUUUAAAGAGCUACCUACAUGAACAUACUCUUUGCCCGGAGCGGUGA